Molecule: messenger RNA, 12905 nt
Organism: Pseudopipra pipra
Lineage: Eukaryota; Metazoa; Chordata; Aves; Passeriformes; Pipridae
Gene: PTCHD4
Product: patched domain containing 4
Exons: 3
Coding region: 196-2910 (904 amino acids)
Cellular component (GO): membrane
Source: RefSeq, a predicted model, not a curated record
CCGUCCUCCUCCCUCCCCUGCUCGGUCCCUUCCACCCCCGGCACACACACACACACCCGCACGCACACACACACCCCAUUGAUCAAUAUUUGGCUGUCUUGCUGCAACUUGCUGCAGUCUUUUAAAGGAGUAGUAGAGAGAGAGGGAGAGAGAAAGGGAAACUGGCAGGAAGGGGUAAGGAGCUACACAUGUCACAUGUGCUUUCUAAGACGGCCAGGAGCAUCUGCAGGCUGGAUCUGGUGGAGGAUGCUGCGGCAGGUGAUACACAGAGGGCUCCAGUCGUUUUUCUACAAGCUGGGCUUAUUCGUGAGCAGGCAUCCGGUGUUUUUCCUCACUGUGCCCGCAGUCCUGACCAUCAUCUUCGGCUUCAGCCUGCUCAACCGCUUCCAGCCUGACACUGACCUGGAGAGCCUGGUAGCCCCCAGCCACAGCCUGGCCAAGAUCGAGAGGAGCUUAGCCAGCAGCCUUUUCUCCCUCGAUCAAUCCAAAAGCCAACUGUAUUCGGACUUGCACACCCCGGGGAGGUAUGGCAGGGUGAUUCUCCUCUCCAAACCCGGAGGCAAUAUUUUGCAUCAGGCUGAUGUGAUCCUGCAGAUCCACCGAGCCGUGCUGGAAAUGAAGGUGAACUACAAAGGCUAUAAUUAUACUUUUUCCCAUCUGUGUGUGUUGAGAAAUCAGGAUAAGAAAUGCGUGCUGGAUGAUAUUAUUUCAGUGCUAGAGGAUCUGAGGCAGGCUGCCCUCUCCAAUAAGACAACAGCCAGGGUGCAAGUGAGCUAUCCCAACACUAAAUUGAAGGAUGGAAGGAGCAGUUUUAUUGGCCACCAGCUUGGAGGGGUCAUGGAAGUGCCAAACAGCAAGGACCAGAGAGUCAAAUCAGCCAGAGCCAUCCAAAUCACUUACUACCUCCAAACGUAUGGCUCUGUCACCCAGGACCUCAUUGGGGAGAAGUGGGAGAGUGAAUUCUGUAAACUGAUGCACAAGAUGCAACUGGAUCACCAAGAUCUGCAGCUCUACUCUCUAGCAUCCUUUAGCCUCUGGAAGGACUUCCACCAGACCAGUCUCUUGGCCAGGGGCAAGAUUUUGGUGAGCCUGAUGCUGAUUCUCCUGACUGCUACCCUCUCGAGCUCCAUGAAGGACUGCCUGCGUAGCAAACCUUUCCUGGGCCUCCUGGGAGUACUCACUAUCUGUAUUUCCAGUGUCACUGCGGCAGGGAUAUUUUUCAUUACUGAUGGAAAAUAUAAUUCUACUCUGUUGGGAAUCCCUUUCUUCGCUAUGGGUCAUGGAACCAAAGGAGUGUUUGAACUUCUUUCAGGAUGGCGUCGAACCAGAGAGAAUCUGCCAUUCAAGGACCGGGUAGCAGAUGCCUACUCAGAUGUCAUGGUCUCCUACACAAUGACAAGCUCCUUGUAUUUCAUAGCCUUUGGCAUGGGUGCAAGCCCUUUCACCAACAUCGAAGCUGUAAAAGUCUUUUGCCAGAACAUGUGCGUCUCCAUCCUGUUGAACUACUUCUAUAUCUUCUCCUUCUUUGGCUCCUGCCUGGUCUUUGCUGGCCAGCUGGAGCAGAACCGUUACCACAGCAUCUUCUGUUGUAAAAUCCCUUCAGCAGAGUACCUGGACCGGAAACCUGUGUGGUUCCAGACCAUGAUGAACGAUGGCCAUCAGCACACUUCCCACCACGAGACCAACCCAUACCAACACCACUUUAUCCAGCAUUUCCUCCGAGAGCACUACAACGAGUGGAUUACCAACAUCUAUGUCAAGCCAUUUGUGGUGAUACUGUAUCUCAUCUAUGCCUCUUUCUCCUUUAUGGGGUGCUUACAGAUCAGUGAUGGAGCCAACAUCAUCAACCUUCUUGCCAGUGAGUCUCCAAGUGUCUCCUAUGCCCUCAUACAGCAAAAGUAUUUCAGCAACUACAGCCCAGUGAUAGGCUUCUACAUUUAUGAACCUCUGGAGUACUGGAAUGGUACUGUGCAAGAAGACCUAAAAACACUAAGCCAGGGGUUCAACACAGUGUCCUGGAUUGAACAGUAUUACCAGUACCUUCGGGUGGAUAACAUCAGUGCAACCAACAAAAGUGACUUUAUCAGCAUCCUCCAGAGCUCCUUUUUAAAAAAGCCAGAAUUCCAGCACUUCAAAAAUGACAUAAUUUUCUCCAAAGCUGGAGAUGAGAACAACAUAAUUGCUUCUCGUUUGUACCUUGUGGCCAGGACUAGUGAAAACACACAGAGGGAAGCAGUGGAAUUGCUGGAGAAGCUGAGGCCACUCUCUCUUAUACAGAGCAUCAAGUUCAUUGUGUUCAAUCCUACUUUUGUUUUUAUGGACCACUACGGUUUAUCAGUAACUAUGCCUGUCCUGAUUUCUGGUUUUGGCAUCCUCCUGGUGUUAAUACUGACCUUUUUCCUGGUUAUCCAUCCUCUGGGAAAUUUCUGGUUAAUUCUCAGUGUCACCUCAAUAGAGCUGGGUGUCCUUGGCUUGAUGACCUUAUGGAAUGUAGAUAUGGAUUGCAUUUCUAUACUGUGCCUUAUUUACACUUUGAAUUUUGCCAUAGAUCACUGUGCACCCCUGCUUUAUACAUUUGUACUCGCUACUGAGCACACCCGAACUCAGUGUAUAAAGAACUCCCUCCAAGAGCAUGGGACAGCCAUUUUGCAGAACGUUUCUUCUUUUCUUAUUGGGUUGGUCCCCCUUCUCUUUGUGCCUUCAAACUUGACCUUCACACUGUUCAAAUGCUUGCUGCUUGCUGGCAGUUGCACACUUCUGCACUGUUUUGUUAUUUUGCCUGUCUUUCUAACCUUUUUCCCACCUUCAAAAAAGCACCACAAGAAAAAGAAACGGGCAAAAAGGAAGGAACGAGAAGAGAUCGAAUGCAUAGAGAUUCAGGAGAAUCCUGAUCAUGUUACAGCAGUCUGAAAGGUUUAGAAAAAAUAAUAGUAUAUUCUCUUUUUAAAAAAGUGUUGCACAGAGAUGCAGGGAAAAUAGAGCAAAGAUCUCAGCUGCUUGUGCUGGCCAGGUCUGACAAGGCAAAGGAAGAUCAAGAAGGGGUAUUCAUGACACCUCAAGGUGCAAACUUUUUUUAACAAAAAUAAUGAAAGUAAAAUAAUCUCAAAUGUUUUCUUUGAAUCCUCAUUCUCCACCAGGGAAGAGGCUGUUGGUCAUUAAGUGUUCCUGAAUCUUAAACUGUAGCUCUAAUGCAAAUUGCUUAAUUUGUCUUAUGUAGACCUGAAGCAAGGGUGAAAAAAAAUAGUUACCAUUAAGUAAAAAGUAGGGAAAAGGCAGAUUUUUUUGAUAAAAUUGUCCAUGGAAGAGAAGAAGAAACAACAUUUAAAAUGAGAAAAGGUUACAAGACCAAGAGAGAUUAAAAAUGCCAUGGCAUUCUUUUUCUAAUUUUCUUGAGCAAGUUCGUUAAGAUGAAACCUAUGCACUUGGGAAGUAAAUGUUUAAAACAAUCUAAGCCAAAGUACUUCCCAAUUCCAGUAUACCAUAUAUAUCUGUCACACCACAGUUAGAGCAUUAUUGCAAAUAGGGUUGGCAAAGCUGAGGGAUAGAGGUACUGUUUAUAUAGGAGAAGAAACAACCAUAGGCAUUUGGAAAUUUAACAUUCAGUUCCUUUACAUAAAAAAUAUCAUUGUUAUCCAGAGGUCACAGCUGGUAGUUAAUACCAUACACACAUUUUAGUAUUUCUGAAUUGUGAAUUUCCCCUUGAACUAGCAGAUCUCACAAAAUUAACACAGACUAUCACCCCUGCAGAAGUGUUUGCAGUUCCUGCAGUGUAACACUUUUGAAUUCUAAUUUACCAGUGUUGACGUGAAAUACUGAGUAUUAAUCAAGCAGGAGCUUUAAAUGUAAUGAUGGAUUGCAUAUCACAGGCAUAACAUGAUCAGGUAACAGCUGAGUCAGCUCUGGAGCACCUGCACAGUAUUAUCACUAUAUAUUUGGUACAAUGGAUGAAGGAAUGUGUUUGCUGGUCCCUGCAAUAUGCUGCAGGAAGUGGGAUUUUCCCCUUCUUUAAGCAAAAUGUCAGUCAAAUAAUUGCCACACACACACACAAAAAAAAAACCCUUGUAAAGGUUUGCAUGGGGCUGGAUCAACACCUAGUUCUAAAAAGACAGAUUGGUCCCCUUUCUGGUGAAAUGUCUUUUUUAUUAUUAUUCCUAAAUAUUUGAGUGUUCAUCAUCUGCAACAUAAGCCUUUGUUAUGGCUGUUGAAAUUUCACAGGAGAGUGCAGUAAAUCCGCAGUUAUCUGUGACACUAGAAAUUGUACUGUAAAGGACUAUGAAUGACUUUCUCUGCUUUGUAAACUAUUCAGCUUAGUAGCCCAAGGGAAGGGAUGAAAACGGAUCCAGCCAUUUCAGUUUGCUCUCGGCCCAGUGCUGCACUGGACUUUGCCAUGUCAAUCUCUCCUUUCAGUAUUUUAAAAGGGCUUGCUUUUUACUCUCUGGAAUAUGGUAUAGCAUCACCUCCAUGAGUAAUGUCUUCCUGAAUCUAUAGUAUCCAUGAGGACACUAUGUAAAGAUAUCACUAUAUGGAGUGUUUAUGUCUACUUUGUAUUACUUGUGGGUACCUUUAAAAGAUUAUCUGGAAGCUGUUUGCCUUCCAAAAUGUAUAUACAUGUCUAUAUGUGGCUGACAACUCAGUCUCAAGCCUGCAGAGUUUGCUGAUGAGGGUGUGGACAUAUGUUUUACUAAAAAGCUCUCUGCAAGACAUUAAUUCUUUGCUAUGUGAUAUGUUUCACCUCUUCCUACUGUUUUAUGAUUAGGGAGAGCCAGAAAAAAUUCACCUGCAGCACAAAGAAAAGCCAUUUGAAUGCCAGUUCUAAUGUUCAUGAGCUGCUUCUGUUUCCAAGGAAUGCAAUUUCACCUCCUCUCUAUACUUUCUGUACUUUGCCAUUAUCAUUUGCCAAAAAUGACCUCUGUGUUUUAGGAGUGGUCAAAGCUCUUGAUUGUUUGAGGAAACUUUUGAGUGCAACAGGUAUUAAAGAAAGAUAAACUUUCUAGAAAGGCAAAGCUUCCAAAGUUUGAAUACAGACCUAAACUUCAGGGGUAGACAGAUCAAGGUUACCGGUUUGACCCAAAAUAUUCAAGGGCCAGCUGCAAAACUGAGAUCUAAGUAGUUUAGUAAGAUUUAGGAGCAGGGGAUGUUUUAAUGUUGGGUUAUGGCUCCGAUGUGUCUCUAAUUGGGAAGUAUUUACUGACCCUGAUUUCCACCUUGAAGACAUUGUGCAAUAUCCAUCCUUUUUAGAACAGCCCAUUAUGAAUGUCAAGCUUCCCAUUUCCUCCACUGUCCAUGCAAAACCUGGAUUGUUGUAGCACUUUGACUCUUGGUUAUCACUUCUGGAGCUGUUACCUGGGAAAUUCCUGGUCUUCUUUUGUACUGCCCAGAUGCAUUCCGGGGAUGUCUGUCAUGCACUGUAUUGAGGAAAAUGGCACUUUCCAAAGCCAUCACAGCCAGGAUUCAUCUCAUCUAACUCCAGACACUGACAAUGUAGAUAUUUAUAUCUGAACUUCCUUUAUGGCCAUGAGAGAGGGACAGACCCUUCUGAUCCCUUUUUUAGGUUGUGCAUUGGGAGUAAAAAAUCACACUUUUUCAAAUGCAGACUUCUGUCCAUUGGUGAUCAAGGAAGCUCAGCACAAUUAGUUCAAACACAGACAUGGGCUAUGCAGACUCAUCCAGAGAUGGUGAGAUUAACCCCACUUAAAAUGACCAAAUAUCAAGUGAAAGAGCAAAGAUAAAAACCAUCGAAACUUGCCUCCCAAGCUUCUAUUUUAGGGAUAAAUCCCAGGAGUAACUCAGCUUAAAUUUUAUGUUUUGCUUAUGAGGCUUUUAUGCAGAACAGAUUGUUUAAAAAUUGUCCCUGGAAUUCUCCUAGCAGAGAAUGGUGAGCCAAGAAAUUAAGAUGUCAAUAUUGAAGGUGUGCUUACAUGAAUGAACUAGAGUUUGAUGAAGUGUCAAAUCAGCUCCCCUCAACAUCACACACAUGCAGGAGCACUUGUAUAACAGACAACUGAUAUAUAGAUCACACACUGGGACUAGAAGCCUUUUAUUUCCAUACCAAUGCAAGAGUGGAGCAGAAAACAAACCAGAUCUUCCAUGGUUGUCAUUUGUUAUUUUUUGCCAACCAUUUUCCACAUCCAUCAAAAAAAAAAGACCAGUGCAGCUGUUACUUCUGCAGAUACAUUGGUCUCUGUGGAACAAGGAAAGCUUUCACUUCAACCUAAAAAUAGAUUAUUUUCUUCUAUAACCCAGUUCACACUGGAAUAAUUUUGGGAUAGAUAGUCCACAUUAUUUAAUUCCUUCUCCCUUUUUUUGCUUAUUUUUCUUUCAGUCCGUUUAAAAAAAAUUAUACCUUUUCCUAUAGAACUUUUCCAGCUCAACUGGACCUACACCUCUGAAGAAAGGGCAUAGCUCAUGCAAAGGAAUUUGACACUCUGAUAAAUGCUGCAUAUUUUUUCCCAGUUAUCAUAACUCCCCUGCAAUAUGGCACAUAUUCCUUUAAUGUCUGAUUUUAUAUAUGGUCUAGAUAAUCUACCAAGAACCCUCUGUGCAUCUCCUGCUUUGUUUGGUUUCAUUCCCUUGAAGUAUAUUGGUUUGAAUUCAUUGUUGAGAUAACUCUGUUGAAGUCAGUAGAUUUAUUGCCAUGAUAUAUCUGACUUUGCAUGCUUUCUGUCCAGUAAGAAGUGAAAUCAUGACAAAUGAACCUCUUACAUUGUUGAUGUGCUUGUUGAACAAUAUAUCUGUCUAUGCUCUAUAGCCAUUGUUGCAUGCUGCAUUCAGGAGGCUGCAAUGAAGGUAUAUUUCUUGACACUUUCCUCCGUGGGCUACUUUGACCUUGAUCUAUUCACUGUUUUUUUAUUAGAGUUAAGUCUUCAGCUCUAUAGUGCGGUACUUGAUAUAGGUUUGGAUUAGAUUUUUGGGAGAAAUUCUUUGCUGUGAGGGUGGUGAGGCCCUGGCACAGGUUGCUCAGGGAAGCUGUGGCCGCCCCAUCCCUGGAAGUGUUCAAGACCAGGUUGGAUGGGGCCCUGAGGGACCUGGCCUAGUGGAAGGUGGCCCUGACUGUGGCAGGGGUGUUGGAACAAGAUGAUCUUUAAGGUCCCUUCACACCCAAUCCAUUCUAUGAUUCUACAUUCUAUAACUUUGUUAUUGCCUAACAAAGCAUCAUACUUUUUAUGGCCAAGAUAGGUAUGGAUUCAUGGCACCUUACAUGCAUAAUUUAAAGAGUUAAAAAUCAGGAUUAUUGUUCUCAACCUUUUAGUUCAAACAAUUUCUCUUCAGAAUGCUAAUAUCUAUUGAAGUUCCUUGAAAAAGUCUAGUUCUGAAAUUUUCUCCAAUGGGGAAGAAAAGAACCGGGGGGAAAGAAGAAAUAUGCAGUUAAGUAGUUGUGUAAUCAGUGUUCUUUUUUCCCCAAAGGCUUUCACUGCUCUACUCUUAAUUAAGUCACACUGAGUAGUGACUCUAGCAUAAUUAAGAUUUAUUUCAAUGGAGUUAUUCCAUAUUUCAUUGUGACAAAAGCUUGGCUUAUUGUCUUUAUGCAAGCACCAUGCUAAGUCUCUGAUUAAUUUUUCAGUAAUUAUAAACUUUAAUAAGUUAUUUUUCAUUGCAACACUAGGUUUUUGAGUACCUCAAGCUCUCGUUUGAUGUUCUAGGAAACACUGUAAGGAAGUAAAGUUAGUCAGUCAGCGAGCAAGAGAUGUUGUGUUGGGGAAAAGGGAUUCUUCACAGAGGCAGCAUAUACUCCAACAAGGCUUUAAAUAAAAAAUGAUGCUCAGGAUAUCUCAGAUGAUUAAUGUGAAGUGGAAACCAAGUGAAACCUUGUUGGGAGGGUAGUGUAAUCAAAUCACAGACAGAAAAAACUUUGAUUUUUCUUCCAGAACUUCUUACACAAGCAAGAAGGCAUUUGAACAGGGAAGGAAACUGAAUACAGAAAGCAGCUCAUCUAUCACUUGAAAUGAUUCAUUUCACUGUAGUCUUACAUAAGCAGUGCCACAGACCAAGUGAGUGCAGGUUGUCCCACCUCAGCAUGGGCCUCUUCGUGUCCUAUUUUCCAUGUACAGCAAGGAAGGAAUUCCAUCUUUGAUUUCACAUCCCCUUGGGGAGGAGAUUCAGAGCUGCUUCCUUGCCUGACAAAACUGUGUGUGAAUGAGAGCUGAAAGAUGAACACCACACUGCAAGCACAGGUACUGCAUGCUCCUCUUGUUCUCUCCCCACCUUCUCAUGAGCAGCAACACCAUGAACUCUUGGUACCAAACUCACUGAGUGCCAGCAUUCAUAAUUUCCCCUGGAAUUUGUGAUCACAGCAGUUCACAAGCUGAUAGAUCUCUGACCAAGAAGACUUCAGGGACUUUUUUAGAGGUUUUCUUUGAAAGAUGCCCACUUCUCACUACAGAGCCUCAUACCUCACCUCACUUGCCCAACACUGGAGAGGUGCAACUUGUUCUGACAUGGAAGUCAGGUAGAAGAAAGUUUUCUGGAAACUUUUGCUUUUAAUCCUCAAGGUUUUUCCCAAACUCAAACUUUUUUUUUUUUUCUCAAGCAUUUCUCCAUUUGUUUCAACUUCCUUAAUAGCUUAAAAGCAAAGUCUCCCAUGCAAAAUUGGGAUGCUCAUCCUACCCACAGUGGUACAAAACAUCAUUGCUUAACCAUGAGGUUGAGGUGGGUUAUUGGCUUUCAGGCCAAACACAGGGAUUUGGCUUUCUAGCCCAGACAGGCAAUCAAAACCCUGCUGAAAACAAGUAAAUGUGAAGCAGUUCUGAACUUCAUCUUUCCUAGUUCUCUUUGUUUCCUCGCUGACAUAUCAAGGUGUCCACAACACUAUUCUCAUUUUUUCCUGCUUCCUCAUUUAAAAAACCAGUUUUUCUUUCCCACUCCCCAAGGCUAUCUUCCCUUUGCAGCUUCACUUAUUUUGUGCUUUAUUCUUCUCUGUGUGCUCUCAACCUCUUCAAAAUUUCCCUAUUUAUAUUUGAAAAUUAUGAGAGCAUAACUCUGUUGAAAUAAAUGGAAGAUGCCUGGAUGCUUUUAAAGUGCAGCCUGUGGUACAGAACUAACUAAUUUAUAACAGUGCCCAAAUAGCUAAAUACUUUCUUCAGACAGAAAACUGUCUGUAAGAAAACUUAGAAAAUAAUUAAGCCUAAAUUUCCAUUUUUUAUCUCAUAAACUUCUAUUUCUUAUGAUUCUUUUACUGUAGGCAUUUCUUUUUUUUCAGCACACUUUUAUCAUAGAAAUGCCUAGUUUUUCCCUGCUUUUCUCUCUCGGCAACAAAAAUAAAUGGACAUUUCUUCAUGCUCUCAAAAAUAAAUUAUUGCCCCUGCUUGGAACAUUUUGUGCCAAUUUUCUGUCCAGAGCACAUUUGCCAACCUGAAUUAUACAUACUCUUGGAAACAAGUGUUCCGGUGAAAAUGCUGAUAUGGCCUUAACUAGAGAAAAAUGAUUGGUACCUCAACAGUGUCCUGCUUAACUUCAAGCCCUCUGCAUCAGGCUGCUGAAUACUCCAGGAAGUAUUCCUAAUGUGGAUUGAUAAUGGUCUUUUCCUCAUUACUGGCACCAGUGUGUGGACAAUAUCAGCUGUAUAGUUCUCCUGAGCACACAUCAAAGUCUACCCUGCUUACAUAGUAAAAUCAUAAAUAGAUUAGCGCAGCUUUUGCUGAAGAAGGGAUAUAUCCAAUAUAUCCCAAGCUAAGGCAGCGGGGCAGCCUCUAGUCUAAAACUGCUUCUCAGUUUCCCAUCUGUAUGUUGGGUAUUUCACUGAGUUCCUCUGUAAAGGACAAAAAGCAUCACUUUUCUUUCAAUAAGCCAUUUGAGGAUAGGACAUGAAAUAUUUUAGAUUUAGUCACGGAUAUAAAUUUUUACAUAAGAAUUUGAAUAGAGAUGUCAAUUGAAUAGAGUAAAAGUCUCCGUGAAUAGAGAAAUAUUAGUCCGAAACAUCUUGCAAUUCUGGCAUGAUACUUCUCUGAUCUUAUUUCCUUUCAUCAAUGAGGACUGAAGUUUUUCACACAUUCCACAGUGAAGAUAAUCCCUGACCUACAAAAACAUCCUGUCUGCCAGAAGCAGACAUUCUCUUGGAGGAAAUCCCAUUGGUUUCAACUCCAUGUCGAGAUUUUGCAGCAUCUGGCAUAGCAGUGGUGUUAGUAUGUUCCUGUCCAAACAUAAACCCUUCUUCCCAAAAAGCAGACCCAAAUACUAAAUAUGUACGAUUUGUGGAAUGUGUGAUUUUGCCUCUGUAGAAAGAGGUUCUUGUAAAAUUCAGCUCUGAUUUUACCAUGAGGUGGGAAAGCAAAGAGUGACCAACAUAUCAGCCUAACUGCAGUUACUGUGCCUGUGUGAGAACUUCAGAGAAGGCUUAUCUAGCUAUGAAAGCCUAAGCAGUGACAGUAUCUUACCCUGAACAAGAAUUUGUCCUCUACUCACUACCUCAGAGAGCCACAAGUGUAAACUACUCUGCUACUGAAACAUGAUCUAAGUCCUGGGCAUGAUAAAGUUAGUUGAAGCACAGAACUUAGGGUACAUGUUCUUAAGACCAAGUGAUUCCAGGUUUUGUAACGACACAGGUAUUUAAUUAAAUGACACUGGAAUUUAAUCUUUAAAAUUAUUACCUAGAGCAAGCACAGCUUUGCUCCAGAAAACCAGCUCUCUCCCCAGCAAUUCCUGGGCACAGGCUGGGUGCUGGCACAGCCCAGGGACCAUUCCCACCAGACAACUUGUUUGCAGUUGCUCAUUUUUCAGACCACAGGAAUGUUUUAUAGUAUGGACAUUGACAGACCACAUCAGCCUCCUUUGGGACUGCAAAGCAAUCCUGACAUUGCCUGAUUCACUCGCAAAGUUAUAACUUUAGACAGCAAUGCAGCCCAUAUUCAUGGUGGUAUUUUACUUCUGAAGAUCUUCAUCUGGCAAAGCACUCAAGUAAAUGAUUUAGUUUAAUCAAAUUCUUCAGUAUCACGGACUGGGAUAUCGUUAAAUUUAAGCAUGUGUUUAAAUACUGAACUAAAUAAGAAUGCACUUAUCUCUGUGCUUCAAGUUAAAUAGGAGCUUUGAAGAAAAAGAGGCUUUAAAAGAAAAGGUCUUUUUCCCAUAACGUACUAAAUCCUACAAUUAUAGUAACAAUUUCACAAUAUAUAGAAAAACGGCGCCAAGCACAUAUAUUUUUCAGGGUUUCAAUUUCCCUGAUGUAAGACAUCUCAGGGACAUUUUAGUGAUUUGUUACAGUCAUACAACACUCAGGCAAGAACAAAGCCUUGCUGAGCACUUUUCCUGGGAAUAAAUAGCAAGAUAUUUGACUCAGAAUGAGAAUACAGUAUUUUAUGAUGUUAAAGCUCAUUUCUAAAAGAAAAAAAUGAAACUUUUCAUUUAAUGUAAUUCAUUAUUUCUUACAAGUGACACUCUGGAGAAGUGCUGGAUAUGCUUCUUUUAUGGAUAAGAGAGGAAAAUUGAUUGAUGAAGUUGAAUUCGGCUUUGCCAAUUAAAAAAAUAUAAUAAAAAAACCACAAAAGCUGGCUUUGUGCCCAGUGUAAAAUUUGCUGUGGCAUCAUCUGUUGCUUUUUAAUUAAAUUAAAUGUGAACUGUGGCAUAAAUGGGGCAGAAGUGGAAAUCAAAUUGUACGUGUCCUGGGGCUGCAUCUGCUAAGGAACGCUUACGUACACCAGGAAAAGAAAUCAAGUCCCCACUCCUGCAAAACCAGAUGCAGCUGCCAAGCCAUGAACAUUGUGAAUAAUCCCAUUGGCUUCAGUGGAGCCAUCAGGAUGCACAUAAAGAUUUGCCCAUAAGUCUUUGCCAGUCUGAGGACUGGGAUAAACCGAUAUUCUAAUCUGAAAAGGAAAUAGAAGCUCUUAAGCCAGAAAUUUCCUCAAUGUCCUUAUAAAUGUUCUCAGUGGAACUGAUCUCUGCUUUUUUCCAAGAACCAUGCUUUUUAAAAAACUUUGCCUGAGAACAUAAAUUCAAUAGAUACACAGGCACUAUAAACAUUUAAGAGGCUCAUGACAAACAGUGUCUUUUCAUGAAAGAAGUCUUCUCCUGGGAUGCCUGUAGCCAAUACUUUCGGGAAGCACGUGGUCAGAUGGAAAGGGACAUGUAAAAAUCAGAUAUUAGAGGUCUCCUCUCCUAGGCUAUAGUCAAAGGAGAGAAACAUCUGGAACAAUUCAUGGAGCUCAGACAGUUACUUUAGGAUUUACUUUAGGAUGAGGGCCCUUGCACACAUCUGGCAGCAGCGACCAGAGCUGGUGAAUAGUCUGGGAUAACCAGUUCAUACACUUGAGAGCACUUGUAUAAAAUGGGGUCAGACUAAUCCCUCCGAGGCAUCUCCAUUUGUUGUAACUGCAGGGAAAAUGUUGAGAAGUAAUUUUGGGGUGAUGGGCAGUAAUCAGUUUGACUGUUCACUUUUUUUGUUGGGGGGUUAAGAUGGGUCAUCAGGACUCCGGGAGGGCAGCUGAAUGACUGGAGGAGUACAAACAAUGCAGCUGUAGGCAGCUAAAAGUCACUACGAAAAGGACUGAAUCCAGCAAAUUCUGUAGGGAAGAUACAGGUCAUUUUUUCCCAACUGUUAUUUAUUUCCUUUUGCACUUUAUUUUAAUGUAAUGCUUAUUACUUUUUUUUUUUUUUUUUUAGCCAGUAAUGGUCAGCUUUUCUACCUCCCUUUAAGUUGCAGAAUUUGCUUAACCUUUUUUUAUAUGAAUUUAGAUUAGAUGUUUAAUUACUGGGAUUUCUCAGGUGUAGGCAACUUUACUAUGCUACAAAUAAACACCAUAAGUCAAUAUUGAUUUUCCUCCCUUGUAAAGCUCCCUCGUUGCUGGAAACUGUUAAUAUUUUUCAAGAUUCUACCAUGACCAUAUUUGUAUACAGCCUUUUACUGAGCUUGAAAUUCUAUACCAAAUACUUAUGUCUUUUAAAGACUGAAAUCUUCAAUAAAAUAUGUUACUCAUAAA